UCUCACUUCAAUAACGCGUCCGAUACAGGAGGCGCAACCCAACGCCCUCUAGGCAUUAUAUCGAAUUUAGUCUUCAUUGGUUUCAAACAUAAGGCGAAUAGUACUUUGGGUACGAUACAGAAUACAUGUCAUAGUCGCAUUCUACUUUAAUUUUAUUGGCUUGAAAUAUACCGUGCCUAUCCUUUCAAAACACAUGUACGCCUUCAUGCCGACUACAACGUUAAAAUUAUAGAAAUAAAUAGUAUCCAUUGGAGGACCACCUCUACCAGCGCCAAUAUGAGGUCGGUCCUCGUAAGGCGUCGCAUAUUGCCACUUUCCGUCUUUCCAAGAACCCAUUAUCGAGCCCUGUCGGCCACUACCACCUUUCGUAUUGCGAGACGCAGCUCGGAAUUCAACUCGGGCUUUACGAGUAGCUAUGAUCCAAACGAAGAAGGGCGCGGCCCUAUGUUCUCUAAGAACACAUUCGGGGUGCCUCAAUUCUACCCCCGAGACCUUAAGAAACGAGUCGACGAAUAUGUAGUCGGACAAGAUCGGGCAAAGAAGACAAUAUCUUCCGUCAUCUUUAAUCAUUACCAGAACGUACGGCGGCGGCAACAUCAAGAGGAACAGGAGAGAAAGAGAGACGAGAAGCUUAUGCGGCAGGCUAUUGCCCGCGAUCGUAAUGCGAGGGAGAGGGAGCCGAAUCCUGUUGAAGGUUGGCAUAAUCUAGAAUCAAUGACUCGACGGCAUCGCGCUGACGAUAUAUCUGAAGAUGAGUAUCCGGGCCAGUAUAAUACUAUACAGAACAUGCACCAGGAAUGGCAACAUGUUGAGCAGAAAGUUGAUUUCUAUAUACCCGAAGAUGCUAGUCGAGCACCGGCUGUGAAGAUUGAUAAAAGUAAUUUGCUACUAUUAGGCCCGACUGGUGUUGGGAAAACCUACAUACUUGAAACAUUGAGCAAGCAGAUUAACGUCCCCUUCACUAUCUGCGACUGCAACUCCUUCACCCAAGCCGGUUACAUAGGCCAAGAUGUCGAGACAUGUAUUGAAAGAUUGUUAAUAGAGUCUAACUACGACGUGAGAGCUACGGAGCAAGGGAUAGUAGUCCUCGACGAAUUUGACAAGAUUGCCAAACGCGAGACAAUAAAUGGGAGAGAUGUAGGUGGCGAGGGCGUGCAGCAGGCGUUGUUAAAGCUGGUUGAGGGGACGAAAGUUACCAUCAAUGUCAAGGACAACCGCUCGUCAUCUUCAUCGCGUUCGGCAAGCCCUAUCACUACUAAUUAUACCGGCCCGGGAUCCUCAAAUUCUACUUCGGGGCCUCAACCGACGCUACCUGCUGCUGGAAAGGUGGAUCAAUAUACCAUCGACACGAGCAACAUAUUGUUCGUCAUGUGCGGAGCUUUCGUCGGUCUCGAUAAGGUGAUACUGAAUCGAGUAUCCAAGUCCAGCAUGGGCUUCGGUUCCGAGCUCCGUAGUCGGCCUACCCCCGGAAGCAAAGCGGACCUGCCGCCGGCAUUAUUCAAUCACCUUCCCCACCGCCCUCCGAACGGUGAGGAUACCGCGACUCUAACAGCGUUGGACCUCGCGACGUCCGAGGACUUACAAGGUUUCGGGUUCAUCCCCGAACUGAUCGGACGCGUGCACAACAUAGUAGCACUAUCCCCGCUGUCGCGAUCAGAUCUACUUAGAAUUCUAACAGAACCGCGCAACUCACUAGUCGCACAGUACACAGCGCUGUUCGAAACAUACCCUUCGAACCUUUUCUUUACUCAGAAAGCAUUGCAAGCCAUCGCGGAACGCGCGGAAAAAGCGCAGACGGGUGCGCGAGGUCUCAAGAUGGAGAUGGAGCGCGUGUUGGCCGAGCCUAUGUUCGACGCGCCUACGCACUACGUACUGGUCACCGAGAAAGCCGUACGCGGCGAAGAGAAAGUCGGCUACUGGGGUAAAGACGGCAGACUCGAAGUCGAGAGGCUGAUACGCGAAGAAGAUGGCCUGGCCGGUGUCCCGGGGCAAGAAGCUCACGGCAGGGAGAUCGUAAGCAGUCUCGGCGACUAUCGCGAAGCUGGCCAGAGCGGGGCUUAAAGGAUAGAUAUAGUUAAUUGAGAUUGUGAAGUAUUUGCCUCAUCGCAAAGGGUUUUGUUUGGGAUACCUGGCGUGGUGUUGGUAAGGGAAUGGGGUUUCUAUGGCUUCGGGCAUAUUCAGCAUAGCCGUCUUACAUUAGGCGGUUUGGUGUUAGGGAUAUUGGAGGGCAAUAGGGUAUGCGAGGGAAAUAGGUAUAUAUAUAUAUAACUUAAAAAGCGCUGAAGUAGCUUCGCGUAUACCUCGAUUAUGAAUUUGAAUGGAUGAUGCAUGGAUUGUACAGAAUACUAAGCUGCC
Daldinia decipiens is the source of this 2355-nucleotide messenger RNA. Its product is annotated as P-loop containing nucleoside triphosphate hydrolase protein. The record is from RefSeq and is a predicted model, not a curated record. Gene Ontology annotation, molecular function: ATP hydrolysis activity; ATP binding. The transcript is spliced from 2 exons. Bases 277 to 2061 code for a protein of 594 amino acids. Gene Ontology annotation, cellular component: mitochondrial matrix. Gene Ontology annotation, biological process: protein catabolic process; proteolysis. Lineage: Eukaryota; Fungi; Ascomycota; Sordariomycetes; Xylariales; Hypoxylaceae.